UGUAGUCUAGCUAGUAGAGCUUAUAAAUAGAGGGAGUAUAUAUGGAAUGGCACAAAGCAAGUAGCUCAUUAAUUAAUUUGCCUUCAAAUACAAACUUAGAAUAUACACAAACACAUAUUGAAUCACCAUGUCAUCGCCCAUUGCAGCUUCAACUCAUGCCUCUAUGAUCCAACAGAUUCCCACAUCGCCAGAGCAGAAACCUGAGCUCCCAGACCCCUUUAAGCUUGAUGACUAUCAGAUCCUCCACAAAGUUUAUCUGACUCAUGUCAAUGAUGAUGAGAAGUGUGAUAAGGACACCCUUUCAACUCUUGUGUCCAACAUUAUCUUGGGCUCAACUCAAAUUUCUGGAACUUCUCUGCUUCAUUCACAGAUUGCUCUCAAACCAGAUUUCCCAGCACUGAAGCGGAUCUCUUGUCAGAUGAUAACAACACGAGGCACUGCACAAUGUGCACACCAGAAAACAAUAUGGAUUCUCCAGCAGCUGAGAAGCUUCUCCUGGGAUGCAAAAGCACUGAUAGCUCUAGCUGCUUUCACUUUGGAAUAUGGUGAAUUUUGGCUCCUUUAUAGGAUUCCAACAUCAGAUCCACUUGGAAACUCACUGAAGCUACUGAACCAAGUGCAAAUCAGGAAAGUCCCUACUGAUCUUACAGAUCUGGUCAGUUUCUUGGUGCAAGUGUUUCAGGAGAUCAAAAAGUGGGCAUCAUGGUCUGCUUUUGGUUAUGAUUUAGAGGAAGUGCAUUCCUUGUCAGAUGCUAUACAAGAGAUCCCUCUUGUUGUGUAUUGGACAGUUGCUUCUAUUGUUGCAUGCUCUGGCAACCUUGUGGGUGUAUCGAAGUACAAUUUAUCAGAGUUUAAAACCAGGCUUUCAAUUAUGGUUGACAAGUUGAAGGAGCAUUUGCAGAAAUGCCAAGUGCAAAUAGAUAGAAUAGACCAUUACAGAAGCCGUAUGAACGCAUCAAAAAAUAUCAAAGAUGUUGUAGAUUUUUUGAAGCUUCUGAUCCUUAACGAUGAUGGAUCUCACAUACCCCAAUUAUAUGAAGACAACAUCAUAAUUAAAAAGGGUCUUGAAGUCUUCAAGCAGAAGUAUGUCUUGCUAUUCAUUUCGAGCCUCGACAGCAUUGGAGAUGAGAUCAUGCUUUUGAACUCAGUCUACAACAGAUUGCAGGAGAAUCCAAAAGAAGCAAAAAAAGGUUUCAGGAAAGAGGACUUCAAGAUUUUGUGGAUCCCCAUUGUGGAUAUAUGGGACGAGGUCCUCAAGACUCAAUUCAAAACUUUGAAGGAAAGCAUGAAAUGGCACGUUUUGGAGUACUUCUUUGAGUUACCAGGCCUUCGGAUAAUAAGGGAGAAAUUAAAUUAUUUUAAUGGCAAGCCUAUUGUGGCGGUGAUCAACCCUCAAGGUGUUAUAAUGAAUGAUAAUGCAUUGGACAUUAUUUUUCAAUGGGGGUUCGAUGCGUUUCCUUUCAGGAAAAGUGAUGGCGAUGAUCUCAUUAAAAAAUGGAGCUGGUUCUGGAAUUUGAUGAAGAAAGCAGAUCUUAAUAUAGAGGACUUUGGAAGUGAUAGUUACAUCUUCAUCUACGGAGGCAACGAUCCCAAGUGGAUCCGCGACUUCACAACCGCAAUUGCGAAAAUAAAAAAGCAUGAGAAAAUCAAGAACGUGGAUGUGACCAUAGAGCACUACCAGCUAGGGAAGAACAAUCCAACAAAGGUUCCAUAUUUCUGGAUGGGCGUGGACGGGAAGAAGGUUAGCCAGAAGUGUCAGGACCCGGUGGACUGUGAGAUUCAAGAAGCUGUGAAGAGCUUGCUCUGCCUGAAGCAAGACCCAACUGGAUGGGUGCUUCUCAGCAAAGGGUAUCACGUGAUGCUUCUCGGUCACGGCGAGCCGGUGUAUCAAACUGUUGCUGAUUUUGAGUUGUGGAAGCACAAGGUGCUUGAGAAAGAAGGGUUUGAUGUUGCUUUUAAAGAAUACUAUAAUGGUAAGGUUAAGGAGUUAUAUUCACGUAACCAAUGCGCUGUUAUCAAUGUGGAUAACCAUGCUGCUUCAAAUUUGCUAGCAACAAUUACUUGCCCAAAUCCACCUUGUGGCCGUGUGAUGGAGGUUACCUCUGUCAAUUACAGGUGCUGCCACCAUGAUGAUCCAAACAGUUGCAGUAUCUGAUGAUGUGUUUGGACUGAGAAGUACCUUCCAUAUUUUGUUGAUCUGCUAGCUUAAGCAUGAAGUUUCAAUUCUAUUUUUGUUUGUUUUGUUUACUUUUAUAUGUAUGUGUGAUUGUGUGUCAAGAUUCAGACAUAUACUUUGUGUCUUGUAGCCACUUUUGUUCAACUUGUAUGGGUUGAAACUAAAUAAUGGCUUCAAUUUGUCUGUAUGAUGUAGAAUUUCUUUAUUGAAUAAGAUUAGUUAUGCAUAUGCUA
This is a messenger RNA of Lotus japonicus, 2409 nucleotides long. Its product is annotated as protein SIEVE ELEMENT OCCLUSION B-like. NCBI's taxonomy places the organism in Eukaryota, Viridiplantae, Streptophyta, Magnoliopsida, Fabales, Fabaceae. Gene Ontology annotation, biological process: phloem development. The record is from RefSeq and is a predicted model, not a curated record. The transcript has 7 exons. The coding region runs from base 128 to 2155 and encodes 675 amino acids.